Cajanus cajan (pigeon pea) is the source of this 4108-nucleotide messenger RNA. RefSeq names its product histidine kinase 1. The record is from RefSeq and is a predicted model, not a curated record. Lineage: Eukaryota; Viridiplantae; Streptophyta; Magnoliopsida; Fabales; Fabaceae. Gene Ontology annotation, molecular function: phosphorelay sensor kinase activity. Gene Ontology annotation, biological process: phosphorylation; phosphorelay signal transduction system.
AGUCUUCUCUGUCUGACACGCAGGCCAAGCAUAAACAGGUUGAAAUCUCUUUCAUGUGUUACUUUAUAAGCUCAUAGCUUCUGCAAGGAGUUAUGUUAUGGCAGAAAGCAAAGACGAAAUCCAUUUUGAAAGUUCUGAAUGUUCACCAGCCUCAACCUCGCCAAUGGGUGGCAAGCAUAGAUACUUGUUUCAUAGAUUAUGCAGUUCAUGGGACAAAAGCAUCAGCCUAAAGGGUCGAAGAAUUUUCCAUAGGGAUGUGGAAAAAGAAGAAUUCCAGUAUGCCAGUAGUCACUGUCUCACAUCUUACUAUAGUGUCUUCGUGGUUCGACUAGCAAUCAUGAUCAUGCUAGCCAUCUUGAUAGGGCUGCUCACUAUACUGACAUGGCAUUUCACCAAGAUUUACACAACAAAAUCACUUAACAGUUUGGCAUAUGGUUUGCGUUAUGAACUUCUGCAACGCCCCGUUUUGAGGAUGUGGAAUAUUUUAAACUCUACUUCUGAAAUUACUACAGCUCAGGUCAAACUAUCUCAGUAUGUGAUCAGACGCUACAGCAACCCUGCAAAUCAAGCAGAGCAAGUUGAGCAGCUGUAUGAAGCUAUGAGGGCUAUAACAUGGUCCUUGUUUGCUAGUCGGAAAGCUCUAAACUCUAUAACUAUCAAUUAUAAGAAUGGAUUUGUUCAGGCAUUCCAUAGGGAUCUGAAAGACAACAACACAUUUUACAUAUACUCUGAUCUUGCAAAUUACUCAAUGGGUGCCAGCAACUCAAAUGAGAUCAAUUCCUUUUCCACACAUCAAGCUUGGGAUGAUAAGGCCCUUCACGGUAACUAUUCUGCAAUCUGGUACCGUGAACCACUUGAUCCAGUGAGUGGUGAAAAGAUUGGAAAAGCUAUGAAAAUUGCACCUGAAGACUUGAUCAACAUAGCUGGGUUUUCACAAGUACCUGAUGGUGUAGCUUCUUGGCACGUUGCAGUGAGCAAGUUUACUGAUUCACCGUUGCUUUCAGCAGCAUUGCCAGUUUGGGACUCUUCUAAUAAGACCAUUAUGGCAGUUGUGGGGGUCACAACUGCACUUUAUAGUGUGGGACAGCUAAUGAGAGAGCUAGUCGAGUUGCACAGUGGCCAUAUGUAUUUAACAUCACAAGAGGGUUAUUUACUUGCAACUUCCACAAGUGCACCUCUACUGGCAAAUUCAACAAAGCCUAAGCUUAAGAUGGCUGUUGACUGUGAAGAUGAUGUAAUACGACACGGAGCUGAGUGGUUACAGAGAACUUAUGGGAACAAUUUUCCUCCAAGUCAUGAGGUUCAUGUAGAGAAUGUCAAGCUAGGCCACCAGAGAUAUUACAUUGACUCAUUUUUCCUAAAAUUGAAGAGACUUCCUUUGGUAGGUGUGAUCAUCAUACCAAGAAAGUAUAUCAUGGGGCAGGUAGAUGAAAGAGCCUUCAAAACGUUGGUUAUUCUGAUAUCUGCAUCGUUAUGUAUUUUGGUCAUUGGAUGUGUUUGCAUUUUGAUAUUGACAAACGGAGUUUCAAAGGAAAUGAAUCUAAGAGCAGAACUGAUAAAUCAACUGGAAGCAAGAAGAAAAGCAGAAGCAUCAAGCAACUAUAAAAGUCAAUUCCUAGCAAACAUGAGUCAUGAACUUAGGACACCUAUGGCAGCAGUAAUUGGAUUGCUUGACAUUCUUAUAUCUGAUGAUUGUCUCACAAAUGAACAAUAUUCAACCGUUACUCAAAUAAGAAAAUGCUCAACUGCUCUGCUCCGUCUACUUAAUAACAUCUUGGAUCUGAGUAAGGUGGAAUCUGGAAAACUAGUCCUGGAAGAUGCAGAAUUUGACUUGGGAAGGGAACUUGAAGGGCUUGUAGAUAUGUUUUCUGUUCAGUGCAUUAACCACAAUGUGGAGACUGUUUUAGACCUGUCUGAUGAUAUGCCAAAGGUAGUUCGCGGUGAUUCUGCAAGGGUGGUUCAAAUAUUUGCAAAUCUGAUCAACAAUUCAAUAAAGUUUACUCCAUCGGGUCAUAUUAUUCUGCGAGGAUGGUGUGGAAAUCGAAAUUCUUCCGUUGGUAGUCCAAAUUUUCAUCUUGACCAGAAGAAAUCACGGAGUUUACAAAAGUGCAGAGAGAAGCCAAAUGCAAACCAUUCAAAGAAAACAUCUUUAAAAGAUAAUAAAGUGAUACUUUGGUUUGAAGUUGAUGACACAGGCUGUGGUAUUGACCCAAGCAAAUGGGAUUCUGUGUUUGAAAGCUUUGAGCAAGCUGAUCCAUCAACUACAAGACUGCAUGGAGGCACUGGUCUUGGACUUUGCAUUGUAAGAAACUUGGUUAACAAGAUGGGUGGAGACAUCAAAGUUGUCAAAAAGGAGGGUCCAGGAACACUGAUGCGAUUAUGCUUGAUACUCAGUGCGCCCAUGGAUGUCAUAGAACAACAGUGUGCAGUAGAUUUGACAGAAAAUGGCUUAGUGGUACUGCUUGCACAGCAAGGAAACAUGGGUCGAUUAAUUACAUCGAAGUGGCUACAGAAAAACGGGGUGUGCACAAUGGAAGCAUCUGAUUGGAACGGACUAACUCAAGUUUUGAGGGAACUCUUUCAUGCAAGAAGUUCAGUCCAUAAUACUGACUUUGAUGCACACUAUCCAGCAAAAGAGGAAUUGAAGUCUAAACUACUCAAUAUACGAGAUAUGAGGAACCCGGUUUUUGUCAUUGUUGUUGACAUGGGACUCCUUGACUUGAGCACAGAUAUAUGGAAGGAGCAGCUUAACUUUCUUCACAGGUACUUUGGUAGAGCAAAGUUUGUAUGGGUGCUAAAUCAUGACACCUCCAAUACCAUAAAGAUGGAGAUUCGUAGGAAAGGGCAUGUACUGAUGGUCAACAAACCCCUGUACAAAGCAAAAAUGAUUCAUAUUUUGGAUGCUGUCAUAAAGGAGAGAAAUCUUGAGUUACAGAGGAAGAACAUGACUGCUCCAAGAAUGAAAGAGGGCGAUUUGCAUGAGUUUCUUGAGAUAGAUUCUACUCACUUUGAAGCUGCUAGCUCUGAUGAUUCUGACAUAUCUGAAGUAGGUGGUUCUAAUCAUGUUAGUGCUGAUGGAGAUAAACCAGUUGAAAAGGUAGCCAAAUCCCAUCCAUCAUCACCAUACCAUAUGAAUAACUCCCUAGUCAAUGAAAAUGAAUAUUUGGAAGAACAUAAUAUGGGGAAGGAAGAAUCUUCUAGUCCAAGCUCCAGUUAUGGAACCGAAGACAACCAACCUAAAUCACAGUCCACCAAAGAAUCAUCCAUUUCAACCGAAGAUCAGGAUGAAGAUUCUGAAUGUGGAGAAACACAAAGGGUUACCAGCUCAAGUAAAGCAGUAGAUGGAAAGAAAUCUCUUGAAGGACUAAAGAUAUUGCUUGCAGAAGAUACACCGGUGCUUCAAAGGGUUGCAACCAUAAUGCUUGAAAAAAUGGGAGCAGCUGUUGUUGCUGUAGGUGAUGGACAACAGGCAGUAGAAGCUCUUGGUUGCAUGUUCCCUGCUGAAGAUCGUAGAAGGGAAUCACUCCAGAAGGGAAUCACUCCAUAUGACUUGAUCCUAAUGGAUUGUCAGAUGCCAAAGAUGGAUGGGUACGAGGCAACAAAAGCAAUAAGGAAAUCAGAAGUGGGAACAGGCUUGCACAUUCCCAUUGUUGCUCUUACAGCACAUGCAAUGUCAUGUGAUGAAGCAAAAUGCCUGGAGGUGGGCAUGGAUGCUUACUUAACAAAGCCAAUUGACUUCAAAAUGAUGGUGUCCACCAUUCUUUCACUCACCAAAAGAACAUCUUGACUUCUCUCUCAUAAAGCCCAAACUAACAAAGGGUUGCUUAGAAAUGUAUAGUCAGUAUACAAGUUUAAUUACCGCAUAAAAAUACAUAGGUUGACUUAUGUAUUGUAGAAAUGAAAUCCAUUUUUCCUGACACUCGUAGUCAAUGGCUGUAGUAGCUAGUGGUCUAUUGUGUGUGCAUAGAGGAUUGCAAUGUGCAGAAGGAAAAACUUUAUGUUUUCCUUACUAAUCUAUUAUCAACUACCAUUUACAUAUUGUCUGAUAUAUUGAAAUGAAUAAAUAAAUAUAGUAAGGCACGAGGAGUACGAGUCCCCUCACAAUAAA